This is a messenger RNA of Suillus subalutaceus, 1752 nucleotides long. RefSeq lists its product as uncharacterized. The transcript has 9 exons. The record is from RefSeq and is a predicted model, not a curated record. Bases 1 to 1752 code for a protein of 583 amino acids. NCBI's taxonomy places the organism in Eukaryota, Fungi, Basidiomycota, Agaricomycetes, Boletales, Suillaceae.
AUGGAAGACCUCAUCUGUCUAGGGUGCAGGAAGGUUUUCCCAUCCCAAAAGUGCUUGAGUGGUCAUGAGGCCCGGUGUGAAGCCGACAAACUUCUAGAUGCUGACGUCUACAAGAGUCAGCGUCGCCUCGAGAAGGGGCGUAAGAAGCAUAGGAAGACGAGAGCUCAAGAUGAGACCAGGUCUCUGGAACGCAGGCAAAGGAACACCUCUCCUGAAGCUGACAUGCAGAUGGACCUGGGUGACGACCAUGUCAAUCCUGAGUAUGGUGAUGUUGCUGGACCCUCAGGAUAUGUUCCAGAACCGGAACCUCCAGUGCCUACCCCAGAUGCACCUGCUGUUGUCUCUGCCCGUUCUGGGCAGCGAAUACGGAUGCCUGCACUGCUCGGCAACUCACCUCGCUCACAUGCCCCCGACCAAUCAUCAGGAGCGCGGAUGACCCUCAAAUCACCCUACCGUCCUGCCUCUGAAGACAUCCCUCACCAGCCCCCCCUCGUCCCAUACCAAACAGCCCCUGAUGAAAUGGGACUUUUCCGUAUCUAUGCUGCACGUCCCACCCUGAUACCAAAGGGAGAUGCAGGUCUUGAUGCAGCUAUUGAUGCUCCUACCUUGGAUUGUAACCUUGAUCUUGAGAGUUCUCAGGUUGUCACUGGUCUUCCUUCCCCAGAAAUUGGGCCCAAGGACAUUUUUUUUUUCUCUCCUUUCAGUAGCCCGACAGCAGGGCUCCUCAUGUGCUGGCAGUACUCUGGGGUUAAUUCCAAGUCAAAUGUGGAGAUGAAACACCUCACAAGGAACUUCCUUGAUGACAAUGAGUACAAGAGAGAGGAUGCACAGAUUUAUUAUGAUGUAUGUGAGAAGAGGCUUAUCAGUGCCUAUCUCAAGGAUUCAACUAACCCGUUCCGUGCCAAAAACGGCUGGCGUGAGUCUACAGUCCAAAUCUGCCUGCCGAAGGAGAAAAUGAAGUGGGCAUCAGAGGAUGAAGCACCUGUGCUUGAGAUACCUGGUGUCUACCACCACUCACUCACUGAUGUCAUUACGUCAGUCUUCCAGGAUAGUGUCGCCUCCACCUUUCACAUGACACCCUUCCAACAGUGGUGGAAGGUGUCAGAGGAAUGCACCGUCAAUGUCUAUUCUGAGGCAUACUCAUCCCCUGCUUUCUCAGAAGCUUAUGAGGAGGUCAACUCUCUUCCUAGGGAACCUGAUGACAACUUGAACUCUAAAUACACGAGAGGGAAACCAACAGCAUCUGCAUGCCACCAUGUGGUGUACAUCCCAUCUAUCCCCAGUGACUUUCAAGACACCUAUUUCAAUAUUUUCGCCAAUGCAUCCUCAACUGACGUCUAUACGCAUUCGCGAGCAUUAAUAUUCAAGCAGGGAGCUAGUAUCAAUAGUCAGCGCAUCCAGAAUAUCUUGAAUGAAGAGUCACUGGUCCCUACUCGGAAUGCCUUCUCUGAGCACCUCACAGAGUAUUUAUUCAAUUUCUUUGUGUUAUUCGUAGUGGACCUACUACACAAGUUCGACCUUGGGGUUUGGAAGGCUAUAUUUACUCAUCUCAUGCGCAUCCUUUUUGCGGCAGGUGGCGCUGCAGUCCAGGAGUUGAACUGGAGUCCGUUCGCAAAUUUCAGCGCACUGUGUGCAAACAUUAUCACACAACGGAACUUCCGCACGAGCACGCUGCCCAUGGACAACAGUCAGGCUGCGCUAGCCUCAAAGCAACUAGGACCGUCACAUACCGUUGUGGAAAUCACAACCUGA